CCGGUCACGUGCUUGAAGUCAUUUGACACAGCACGAGCUCACAGAGCAAAAUGCGGGCGCUAACGCUGUCAGUCUUUGGGGUAUUGUUAUUAGCGGUUUCCGUUUGUAACGGACGGCUGUUUGAUGGAUUCGGUUACGGAUAUCAGGAGACAGACGACGUCUCGCUUUGGCCGCUGCCACAGAAAUAUCAGACGACUCCGACUUCACUGAAGCUCCGCGCGUCCAGUUUUCAGAUCGUUCACGCUAAAGAUUCGACCGCAGGACCGAGCUGCAGUUUGCUCCAAAAUGCCUUCCGCAGAUAUUUUAAUUACAUCUUUGACUAUGUCAAGAAGCACAGGGCGGAUCAAGAUAAAGCGGCAGAUCUCGAGCUGACUGAGCUUCAGGUGUGGAUCACAUCCACUGAUCCGGAGUGUGACGGAUAUCCGAGUCUAAAAACAGAUGAAUCCUAUAAGCUUUCAGUCAACCAACCCACAGCUGUUCUGAAGGCCUCAAAUGUAUGGGGAGCAUUGAGAGGACUUGAGACCUUCAGCCAGCUGGUGUAUGAAGAUAAUUAUGGAGCUAUCACGAUCAAUAAGACAGACGUGGCUGACUUUCCUCGCUUUGCACAUCGAGGCGUCCUGCUGGAUACAUCUCGUCACUAUCUGCCACUCAAAGUCAUUCUGGCCAAUUUGGAAGCCAUGGCGAUGAACAAGUUUAACGUUUUCCACUGGCACAUUGUGGACGAUCACUCCUUUCCCUUCUUGAGUCAGACUUUCCCAGACCUCAGCCAACGUGGAGCCUAUCACCCAUACACACAUGUGUACACACCGGCUGAUGUGAAAAUGGUGAUCGAGUUUGCUCGUAUGCGAGGGAUUCGAGUCAUUGCCGAGUUCGACACUCCAGGCCACACCCUGUCAUGGGGGAAAGGUCAGUCCAAACUUUUGACUCCAUGCUACUCAGGCAGCACUCCAUCAGGUACCUUUGGUCCUGUGAACCCCAUCCUCAACUCCACAUACGACUUUAUGACCAGCUUCUUCAAAGAAAUCAGCAAAGUGUUCCCUGAUGCCUACAUCCACCUUGGGGGAGACGAGGUCGAUUUCUCCUGCUGGAAGUCAAACCCUGACAUUCAAAACUUUAUGCAGAAGCAAGGCUUUGGCCAAGACUACAGCAAACUAGAAUCCUACUAUAUUCAAAGGAUCCUUGACAUUGUAAAAGCCACCAAUAAGGGCUACAUGGUCUGGCAGGAGGUCUUUGACAAUGGUGUUGUGCUCAAAGCAGACACACAGAUCCACGUGUGGAAGGAGAAGCCAGACUACAAGAGUGAGAUGGCCAAAAUAACUGCAGCUGGGUUUCAUGCCCUACUUUCUACUCCCUGGUAUCUGAACCGGAUCAGCUAUGGCCAAGACUGGCCAGGCAUUUACAAGGCUGACCCUCAGAGUUUCGAUGGCACAGCAGAGCAGAAGAAGCUUGUGAUUGGUGGGGAGGCAUGUCUCUGGGGGGAGUAUGUGGAUGCCACCAACCUCACCCCACGUCUUUGGCCACGGGCCAGCGCUGUAGCUGAAAGGUUGUGGAGUGACGAAAAUGUGAAGGACGUCGUCAGCGCCUACACGCGGCUGGUCAAACAUCGCUGCCGCAUGCUUAGGAGAGGCAUCCCUGCAGAGCCUUUGUUUGUGGGCUUUUGUCCUCAUGAAUACGGCGGCUUGUGAGCUAUGGAAGUCUGAAUUCCUACAUUUUGAUAAUUCCACAAGUACAUGCUGCUGAACAGGAAUAUAUUUUUACUUUUAAUUCUUUUUUCACUGUUGACCUUAAAAUAGCUGAUUAUCACUUUUAUCUUUUGAUCUGGGGUUUGUUUACAAAGAAAUGUUUAAUGGAUCAUAUUUGAAUAUGUUUAAUGACGAUAUGGAAGCUCCGUGGUUAAGGUGUUGGACUACUUUUCAUGAAUCUCAGGUUAACCAAGCUGCCACUGCUGAGUGCCUGAGCAAGGACCUGAACCCUCAAUUGCUCACUUGUAUAAACUGAAAGGCACUCUGGAUAAGUUUGUCUGCUAAAUGCUGUAAAUGAAAAUACAGAUCUGCUUUAUUUGUAUUUGCUUUGAAGAUUUGACUUGAGACUUAAGAAGUGUUAUUUUAAUGUGCACUUUUUUAUGAGACUCAGUCACAGACUUUCACAUAAAACAGGUAAGCAAUUGGAACAAGUAUCGGUUCAGUAAACAAAUAAAUAAAAUCAGAAAUCA
Molecule: messenger RNA, 2212 nt
Organism: Tachysurus fulvidraco (yellow catfish)
Lineage: Eukaryota; Metazoa; Chordata; Actinopteri; Siluriformes; Bagridae
Gene: hexb
Product: hexosaminidase B (beta polypeptide)
Exons: 14
Coding region: 51-1685 (544 amino acids)
Biological process (GO): ganglioside catabolic process; glycosaminoglycan metabolic process; carbohydrate metabolic process
Cellular component (GO): membrane
Molecular function (GO): beta-N-acetylhexosaminidase activity
Source: RefSeq, a predicted model, not a curated record